Coniophora puteana RWD-64-598 SS2 is the source of this 2310-nucleotide messenger RNA. RefSeq names its product glycoside hydrolase family 37 protein. Gene Ontology annotation, biological process: trehalose catabolic process. The transcript is spliced from 9 exons. The coding region runs from base 1 to 2310 and encodes 769 amino acids. The record is from RefSeq and is a predicted model, not a curated record. Gene Ontology annotation, molecular function: alpha,alpha-trehalase activity. Lineage: Eukaryota; Fungi; Basidiomycota; Agaricomycetes; Boletales; Coniophoraceae.
AUGUGGGCGCUUACCUUGGCCACGGCCGCAGCCCUCGCGCACGUCGCACUCGCUGCACCCGCAGAUUCUAGUUCUUCAGUGUCGACUGCCAGUGGGAGUGCGAGCACGGGAACGACAGCUACGGAGCCGUUCAGCAUCAGCAUCCAGACAGGCGUACCAACCCUCACCUAUGUCACUGUCACUGCGACCCCUCAGUCGGCGUCCCUGGGUGCACCGCUGCCCUCCCAGGCUGCCCUUCCGCCUGUUCAGGAUUGGUGCAUUGGGGAGAUCUUCUGUGCAGGAGAGAUCCUCCAAACCGUCAACGUCGCCCAGCUCUACGCGGACCCAAAGACCUUUGUCGACAAACCCACCUCCAAAUCCUCCCAACAAGUCCUCGCCGACUUCGCCGCGCUGCAGAACUCAAGUUCUGCUCUCACGGAGGACGACCUCGUCAAGUUCGUCGACACCGACUUCAACGGCGAGGGCUUCGAGCUCCAGCCCCUCGCCCUCACCGGCUUCAGCGCCGACCCGCCCUUUGCCCAGAACGUGUCCGACGAGCUCCUGCGCGCGUUCGCACUCGAGGUCAACAGCUACUGGACACAGCUCGCGCGCGAAGCGAAUGUCACGGCCGAGUGCGAUAUAUACCCCGGCGGCGCGUGCGAGAGCACGUUUAUCCCGCUCAACUACUCGUUCGUCGUUCCUGGCGGCCGUUUCAGGGAACAAUAUUACUGGGAUAGCUAUUGGAUCAUCCAGGGUCUCCUCAAGUCUGGCUUGUAUGACUCUGUCAAUGGUACUCUGCAGAACUUUAUGAGCGAGCUCGAGGACUUUGGGUUUAUUCCCAAUGGCGGUCGCAAGUAUUACCUCAACCGCUCUCAGCCGCCACUCUUCAUUCACAUGCUGUACGACUACGUCACGGCCACAAACGACAGCUCGAUCCUCCAGCGCGCCCUUCCCCUCGCAGAGGUCGAACUCGCAUGGUGGAACACGAACCGCACCGUCCAGGUGACAAGUCCCUACACGAACAAGACCUACAGCCUCGCGCGCUACGCCGUGAACAACACCGCGCCGCGCCCCGAGUCGUACCUCACGGACUACCUCACCGUGCACGACCCGACGCUCCAGACGCCGCUGACGACGGACGAGGCGUCGGCGCUGUACGCCGAGCUCGCGAGCGGCGCCGAGACGGGGUGGGACUACAGCUCGCGGUUCGAGGCUGUGCCGGCGCUGGGGAGCGCAGGGCUGCGGUCGCUGAAUGUGCGGAACCAUGUUCCUGUGGACCUGAACAGCAUCCUCUACAAAGCGCACAUCCUCCUCGCCGAGCUGUACGGCACGUCGAACGCCUCGGCCGUCUCGGCGCACCAGCAGACGGCCGCGUCGAUCCGCGAGGGCAUUCUCGAUCUGCACUGGGACGCGGACAAGCUCGCGUUCUACGACUUUAACUUGACCUCUAAUGCGCGCAACAGCAUUUUUACGAUGGCGAACUUUUACCCGCUCUGGAACGGGAUCGUGCCGGAGGAGGUCCUCGCGAACGCGAGCAGCGCGUUCGCGCAUUUUGCGGCUGUCAACAUGGUCAUGGAACGGUAUAACGGGACUGUGCCGGUGACGUUUUUGGAUUAUACGGGGCAGCAGUGGGACGCGCCCAACGCAUGGCCGCCGCACCAGUACAUCAUCCUCCAGGCGCUGCAAGCGCUCCCCGCGAACCUGACCGGCAGCGCGCUCCCCGCCGCGCCCGCGGGCGCGUCGUCGUAUGCGCUGAUUCCGGCGGGGCAGAUCGGCUUUGCGGAGAGCGAGCUGCCGGGGCAGCUUAUGCUCGGCUCGAAGCAGAACGCGUCGGCCACGGGUCCGGGUGCGGAUGUGAGCGGGAUGGACGGGACGGUUGUUAAUGGGGGGAAUGCGACGGCGGGAGAGGGGUGGGGGGCGAGGUUGCAGCGCGAGCUGGCGAAUCGGUAUUAUACGAGCGUGUUUUGCUCUUGGCACGCGACGGGCGGGUCGAUUCCCGGGCUUUUGGACAGGCUCCCGGAUAGCCAGCUGAAUCUGACGGGGAGUGUGAAUAACACGGGAAAUAUGUUCGAAAAGUUCUCGAACCUCAACGUCGACUCCUCGGGCUAUGGCGGCGAGUACACCGUCCAGGCCGGGUUCGGGUGGACGAACGGUGUUCUGCUCUGGGUCGCCGCGACGUACGGAGAUGUGCUCGUCGCGCCGCAGUGCCCGCCGCUGCUCGCGAGCGAGUUCUCGUCCUCGAGCGGCGCCGUGUCCAUGUCCGUGGGCAGGGCGGGCGUGAUGGGCGCUGUGGCGCUGUUGGGCGGGGUCGUAUUGCAGAUGUUGAUGUAG